GCCGCUGCGCGCGCAGCUGUCAGACAAUCAGGACCAGAACCAGCUCCCACCCAGCUGCUCCCGUUAACUGGAUUAACUCUCAACUAGCUGCUGUCUGCCGAGCCCACCCUCUCCGUCACGCCACCCUGAUCCCCCCCGCCCUCCGUCUCCAACUCUCAGCUCUGUUCUGCGGUCAUGGGGCGCGCGCUGCUUCCUUUUUUCCGGGACAUCUGACUGCGCUGAGCCGGACUGCAGGUGGAUUUAUGGUCGGCAGAGCCGCGAUCAUCAGCCGGGGGUAAACUAUUGGAAGUUUGAGCUCCGGGAGGAUGCAGGUGACGUCCUGGUGCGCCGUGUUCGUCCUGACGCACGCGCUUUGCCUGGUUACAAGUGUCCAAGCCUCAAGAUCAGACAUUGUAAAGUCAGGAAGCCCAAAGUCCACGCUAAAGCAUAUAUGGACAGAAAAUGGCAAAGAAAUGUCCAUCAGUAGGCUCCUAUCACAGACUCUGCACGGCAAAGAGAACAGCACAGCCUUGGGCCUUCGCUAUGACACUCCUGAGCCCUACUCAGAGCAGGACCUGUGGGAAUGGCUGAGAAACACCACAGACCUGCAGGAUUCCAGGCCUCGAGCUAAACGGCGGCCCAUGGUUAAGACGGGAAAGUUUAAGAAGAUGUUUGGCUGGGGGGAUUUCCACUCCAACAUAAAGACAGUCAAACUCAAUCUGCUGAUCACUGGAAAAAUCGUGGACCACGGCAAUGGCACCUUCAGUGUCUACUUCCGCCACAACUCCACGGGUCAGGGCAAUGUAUCCGUUAGCUUGGUCCCUCCAACCAAGAUAGUGGAGUUUGAUAUGGCAGCACAGCAGUCGGUCAUUGACGCCAAGGACUCAAAGUCCUUCAACUGCCGCAUCGAGUACGAGAAGGUGGAGAAGGGUGCAAAAAACACACUCUGCAACUUCGAUCCCUCCAAGACCUGCUACCAGGAGCAGACCCAGAGUCACGUCUCCUGGCUCUGCUCCAAACCUUUCAAAGUUAUCUGCAUCUUCAUUUCCUUCUACAGCACCGACUACAAACUAGUGCAGAAAGUGUGUCCAGACUACAACUACCACAGUGACACACCCUACUUCCCCUCUGGCUGAUGCUCCUGCACUGCACAUGCACCACAGAGGAUAAGUGGAGCACAUAUUGGUGGUUCUACCCAACCCUGAGAGAUGCAUAUGUUAGCCAUGCUUUCCCUCAACAUGUACACACACCAGUCUGCCAUCCUGACAUUUUUCUUUUCUUUUCUUUAAUCAGUGUUCUAGUUUCGGUAGAGAGUAGUUAACUUCUGUUACCAAACACGGCACAUAGUCAAAUGUUAACCUGGAAAAACGACGUGAUAACUAAGAUGUAUUUUCUUUAGAAUUUGUUUAUUUGUCCCUAACAAUCCAUGUUUAGUUUGCUUGGGCUUUUUUUGUUAUUGUAUUUGUCACUGUUUAAUUUUACUUAGUUUUAUUUACUAAUCCUAGACCAGUAACCAGCCCCGUACUGCUCCUUUAAUAUUUCAGUUUUAAUCCAGCAUAUUUCUACAUAACGUUUGGGCUGAUUGUCUCUGCUGCGCUGCUCACGCUCUGCAGUUUAUAACUAGGAAACAGAUUAAAACCCUUAUUAAAAAAGAAAGAAAAUAAUGUUUUUACAAGAAUCUGGUGAUGAGUUUGGUGCUUUUGUGAGGUGGUCUUACCUGCAGAGGGGUGAGCUGGGACUGAGCAGGCUUAUUCCUCUCAGUAUCGUCAGAAAACGUGACCUGUAACACCCUCAACCCUGAGUUUUCAUGUUGUCUCUUAGUGACAGCAGGUGUUAAGAUGGUUGGAUGAUGACUGAAUGUCUGAACAAUUAGUGGGUUUUUUGCUUUUGGGGGGGUGGAGGGGGGCUUUGCUCAUUUUCACUUAAUAUAUCAAAUGUAAUGUAUUUAAUUCUAUAUCUAAAAGUUUAAUUUGUAUGAAUGGUUUGUAAUGUACAUAGUUUAUCCCAAUAAUGCUGCUUCUGUACAAUUCUCCAUGAGAUGUGUGUCCCCCCCUUCCCCUCCUCCACACCUACUCUCGUUCUUCUAACAAACAAAUUGUUGUUGCUGACCUUAGAUGUGCAUUUUAUGAAAACAGCAAUCCUGUACAGAAGUUACAAAACUGAGUAAAUAUAUCUAAAUUAUUCUCAAACCUUUCUUUCUUGGGGGGACGGAGGGCUGGAAACAAGAAUUAAAGAAAUCAGUUAAUUUUA
Molecule: messenger RNA, 2229 nt
Organism: Melanotaenia boesemani (Boeseman's rainbowfish)
Lineage: Eukaryota; Metazoa; Chordata; Actinopteri; Atheriniformes; Melanotaeniidae
Gene: nxph1
Product: neurexophilin 1
Exons: 2
Coding region: 306-1115 (269 amino acids)
Molecular function (GO): signaling receptor binding
Source: RefSeq, a predicted model, not a curated record